AUAUGACAGCUUCGGAGCACAUGAUUUCCAGAGACGUCAAUAGUUGGACGUUACAUAGUAAAUUGCUUUAUUUAUGUUUUUAAGUGUGAUUUGAUAGUUUAUUUACAGAAUGACUAUUGCGGAUCUCUGGGAUCAGAGAAUAUCUGCCUUUCUACUGAGUCCAUCUCAGUUUUUGGCCACCACCACCACUGAGAGUUUCUUGGCUGAACUCCUACACGAACUGCGGAAAGAUAAGGCCAAUGAUCAACUCAAGAUACUCCUUGUGUCUGUGCUAUUGGAGCAUCCAACCGUUCUCUGCCCUUCUGCCUCUGUGGGAGAGGAAACGGCCCUUGAACUCCUGUCAGUCUUCUCUCACAUGCCACAGAAAUCCAUCAUGCUCAAGUGCAAUAUCAUGCUGGCCAUCACCAAUGUGAUAAUAUGCACAUCCUGCCUGGCUACCCACACAAAGACAGCUGAAGACUGGCUUGACCUGCUAUUUCAGACGAUCCAGGACACCAAUGACUACAGAUGUGGUCUAUCCCAGCAGCCAAUAAGGGCCACCGCUUGUGAUUGCCUACGAGAAAUGGAAACCUGUAGCCCUGGUCUUCUUUCUCAAAAGUUAGAGGCCCUGUUUCUUCUAAAACAGCAAGAAACCACAGUUCUGCAUCAGUCCUACUGUUUGCUUUAUACACUCGGGCUGAAGAACGCCAUAAGGAUCUUGACGAACCAAAAAGAUGUUACUGACCUAGAGUUUAAGAGUAUCUUAGGAGGAAAUGAAGGGUUUGCAUGGAAAAGCAAUCAGUUAGGAUUGACCUCGUUGCCAAUAAACAUGUUGGUGCAAGUCCCACGUUUGCCACAAGGACUGGAUUGUAAAGAACUCAAAUCUAUAAUGUCUUCACUCUUGGAGGAGUCUUACCUGCUAACACCUAUUUCCCAGUCUGCCCUACUUAGGGAGCUUGUAGAAGUUGUCGCCAUGGUCCCAGGACUCUCUCCAACGUUAUUCAAAUCCCAGCUUCUGCGACUCUUCGGAACAGCAGAUGUUUCGCUCAUGCAUGCCACGCUCUUUAUGAAGGACACAUUCACAGAUAGCCUUUUCACCGCAGAGGACGAGAACUUCCUACUCAAGCGUCUCGUGGGCACAGCCCAGCAUCCGCUCCUAAGAAUUCCUGAAAAGCUCUUCUACAUGGAAUGCAUCCUGCACUUCCCUGAGAACCGGCCCAUAUCCAGCAGUGGAGAAGAGAGUUUACCUGUUCUGGUUACACCACGUCUGGCAGCAUCUCUUCAUCCAACAGUUUUCAAUGAUAGUGCAACUAUGCUCUGCAGGCUAAACCUUCUUUGUUUGGUGCACCUUGAGGUCGCCGAUGAGGGCGAAAUGGACAAAGGAAUCAGCCACCUGUUUGAACACAUAAUGGCCCUUUUGAAAAUCGUAGACAGUGACGGUAGCAGAGAAGUGGUGGUGACCUCUUUCAGAGCGUUGUUUAUUUUUCUCACGCACUUCAAUGGCAUGGAAGAACUCUCCGAGAAGCUGAUCGACAAAUUAUGCGACAUGUAUUCCAGACAUUCGCAACUCGCUCCGAAUUUGAUUGGCCUCGCGGAUCGCAUCCAGGAGCAUCUGGAUGACCCAGUCUGGUCGGUCAAGUUGCUAAGAGGGCUUCAAAAAUGCAUUAUGGAAAUGCCUCCAUUGCAGUUGACGAUUCAUAAUUUGAGUUGGCACUUGAAAGUCUUGAAAAGAGUGGCUAAAGAGGGUCAGAUUACCCAGAGAAACACCAUUUACCUUCUUCUCAAUGUCCUCAUCAACUCCAACUUGUGUGAAAGAGGCAACUGGCAGGUUGGAAACGCAGUUCUCGCUGUUUGUCGCAAUCUUUUGGAGCACCCCUCCAUCGAUCAAGUGUUUAUCGAGUUGGCUGAUCUUUUGCAAUAUAUAUCAAUACAUUAUGACGAUACGGACAUUAAGGAUCACGCUCGCUUCUACUACACAUUGCUAACCAACCUUUCGUGGGAAAAGCUUACGGGGGUUCUCGCCAAAGGACUUGAUGGAGGACGUGCCAAAGAGCGGUCACAUUCUGCAAUUAUGGCCGAGAACGAGGGGAUCGCCAGUAACCUGACUGUGCACAAAACUAACCGGCAUGUUUUACAACUCAUCAAGGUGCAAGAAGCCUCACAAAGCUCUUCUGAAAGCUCUUCAGAGUCGUUGGAGGCAACAGGAGAGGUUAAGAAUUGGUUGGAGGUUUAUCAAGGACAGUUUCAGACACCUGGAUUUGGCUCUGAGGUCACCUUGAGGUACAAUCUGACUCAUGCAAAAGAAACCGAUCCUUUAUUCGAUAAAGUCUUUACAAUCUGUCUGCAUUUUGAGCUGAAAGACUCAAACUACUCAAAGGUAAGUGACAUACAUGUACCAUGUGUGUUCAGAGAUAGAAAGCCACCUGAGGUCAAAGUCAAGCUCAAGCCCUUUCAACCCUACCCUACUAGUUUGUGUGUCAGUGCCGUGUUUAGCACACAAGACGGACGCUCUUGGCACAGCCGACUGCCUGAUGUGAGCGUUUCAUUCCCUGAGAUAUUCCUUCCUCUGCCUUUACCACCAAACUCAUCCUGUGAAUGCAAAGAGCAAGUGUUCGAACACAUCUGGGAGGCAGCAGCUUCUGGGAAUCCUGACAAAUCUGCCAAUAGUCUGUUCUGUUUUAAACCUGAAGAUGAAAGUCUUGCUGAUCUGAUCAAGACACAUUUUCAAGGUUACCUUAUUACAGAUCAGCAAAGCGAAAGAUCGUGGAAAGUCUUGUUCUUUCUUCCACCCAAGUGCCAUGUCCUUUUGAAGAUUACACAGGCUGAGGACGCCGCUCGGGUCAGCAUUGCAACGGACAACUGGGAGCUGUUACCUUUCGUGAACUCUUACCUCCAAAACAUUACUGAUAAUUGUAGCUCAACAGUAACAGAUGGCUAAAUGGGUGUUAAUUU
Molecule: messenger RNA, 2931 nt
Organism: Onychostoma macrolepis
Lineage: Eukaryota; Metazoa; Chordata; Actinopteri; Cypriniformes; Cyprinidae
Gene: ap5b1
Product: adaptor related protein complex 5 subunit beta 1
Exons: 3
Coding region: 110-2917 (935 amino acids)
Biological process (GO): endosomal transport
Cellular component (GO): AP-type membrane coat adaptor complex; lysosomal membrane
Source: RefSeq, a predicted model, not a curated record